UUUUUUAAAGAAACUACGUCAGGCGGGAUAAAUCGUCCCUAUACUGUUUCAUUCUUUUAAACUAGGAUGAUUAACUCUUGGAUUAUAAAUGGGGCUCUACCGCUAAACUUGUAAUUAUUUGUCGUACAAAUGUAGAACUAGUUAAGUCGAUGUAGGCAAAACUUAGUUUAAAUACAAUGGUGUUUGUAGUUUUUGUGAUUACUGGAGGUAAAAUUAGCUGUUAGAAUUAUUUUAACUUAUUUCUUGUUCUAGUUUAAGUUAAAACCUUGCCCGAUAGUAUUUUUAUGAGGUGCGAUUGAUUUUUUAAAGGGUUUAGCUCAUUUUCCAUGGACAGCAAAUAUCCGAUCUGCCAUAGCGACUGGAAUAGAUUCCCAAUUUACUUAUCUGUUUGAAAUUGGUGCUUGUUGGGAGUGAUGAAUGUGUUGCUGGAUUUACAAAAUUCGAAAAAAUCCAAAAUCAACUCUUCUUGCGGCCUGACUUCCGUGGAUGAAAAGGAUAAUGCUUUCCUGGAACCAGACGUUUUAAUGAAAAUACCAGGGAACAUAUCUUCAGUAGAUUUUCAGGAGACCAUGGGAUCUCUGACAACACCCACAAAGGGAAAGAACAAUCCUGUAACUGAACCCUGGACCCCCACUUCCAACCUCAAAAUGCUCAUCAGUGCUGCCAGUCCAGAGAUCAGGAACAGAGAGAAGGAGCUGGGUCUGGAUAACAGUGUAAUCACAGAGCCCAUUGAUGCUUCUCAGGAGCCCUCAUUUGAUGAAUCAGAGAAACUUCAAAUAAGUCGGAAAGAAAAGAGCCUGGGUUUACUCUGCCAUAAAUUCCUGGCACGUUACCCAGACUAUCCUAACCCUGCUCUGAACAAUGACAUCUGUCUUGAUGAUGUAGCAGUAGAACUUAAUGUGGAAAGACGACGCAUCUAUGAUAUCAUGAACGUCCUGGAGAGCUUGCACAUGGUUGGCAGGCUAGCUAAGAACCGCUAUAUGUGGCACGGCAGAGUCAACCUUCCACAGACCCUAGCCACACUCAGGAAAGUAGGAGAAGAGUACAAAUAUGGUGAGCAGAUGGAGCAGAUUAAGCAGAGAAGCUAUGAAAGAGAGUUUGACUUUGAUGGUGACGAGAAAGAGAAUGAGGACAUGAGCAAACCUGGAGACACAGAGAGUGAACUUGGGCAAAAAGAAAUGUACUUUGUGGAGCUUCCAGGUGUGGAAUUCCGAGCAGCUUCUGUUAAUAGCCGGAAGGACAAAUCCUUGAGGGUGAUGAGCCAGAAGUUUGUUAUGCUGUUUCUUGUCGCCACACCACGAAUAGUGAGCCUUGAGGUUGCAGCAAAAAUUCUCAUUGGAGAAGACCAAGUCAUUGACCUAGACAAGAGCAAAUUUAAGACAAAGAUCCGUAGAUUGUAUGAUAUUGCAAACGUGCUGAGCAGCCUGGAGCUCAUUAAGAAAGUUCAUGUUACAGAGGAUAGAGGAAGGAAACCAGCUUUCAAAUGGACAGGCCCAGAGGACUUUGCAAGCACUAAUGGGACUUUGGAGUCAAGGUGUUCCGUACAGAACUGUGCUAAAAAUCUCUUCCCCUCCAACACAGUAAAGCACAGUUUUACUCGUCACCCAUCUUUGAUUAAGUUGGCAAAAAGUAUACAAGAUGACCGCAGGAAGAUCAACUCUGCGCCUUCCAGUCCUGCUAAAAUAACUGAAUUUGUCCCAAGUAAAAUGGCUCAGCUAGCAGCCAUCUGUAAAAUACAACUGGAUGAACAGUCAAAAAAAAGCAAUAUAAACCCCAAAGUGACUCCUGCAGUAGUAAAUAGUCUAGAGCAAGCAGAAAUUGGUAGGAAAAAUAACGAACCAGCAUUAAAUAUUGAACAAAAUACCAACCGUACUCCUGAAAUACAGCUGCCAGCUUCAACAUCAGGAACAAUGCCAUUUACCCCCUCCCAGCAGCCUGCUCUUAUCCAUGUCCUUCUACCCCAGCACCAGAUAAGCAGGCCCUAUACCCUAUACGUUCAUCCUUCAGUCAGGCCACACCCAUCUAGCUUGGCUGUGCGUUCAAUGACAUUCGAGGACAAGACUGGAGGGAGUUCGGGAAAAGCCACAGAGGAAAGCACAUCACCUGGGAAGUCUGCUACAAAAGACAUAAGUCUCUCUCAGAUGCAGGAACACAGUCUGCUGCAGAAUAAUUCUGCCUGCUCCCCCUCAAGUCCUGCCUCAAUGAAACGAAUCUCCUGUGACCAGAUCUCUGAGAAGAGCCCGUCUAAAGUCAUGAAGAUGCCGAACAGUUCUAGGUCGCCCUCACCCUAUGGACCAGAGCUGGGUGACAUUAUACAGGCACGCCUGAAGGCACGCAGGAGCCUGGUGUCAAACAGACCCUCUCCCCGGGCUCUUCACCUCGAUCCAGAAUUCAUAAAUACACCCGAGAACACAGCAGCGGAGAAGCUGGACCAGAGUGUGGAGAGGUUCCUGGAAAAGGAAGAGAAACUCUCCCCCUGCAUCAGUGAGGGAGGUGUCACCCCUCUCCGAGCUAUACCCUUGCAAGAGGUCCUCCUCUCCUCUGGACAUUUACCUGCUGAGGCUCUCAUCCCAACUGGGUAUCUCAUCCCCAUCUCCCAGCCAUCGCUCACUAACCUCCAAGACUCUCGGAUGCCUGGUGCUGAGAGUGCAAAUGCUGCAGCCUCCAAUCACACUGUGUUCCACACACCUACGGCAGGGUCCUUGCCAGCUGGUGCCCAGGAGUUUACCCCCAACAGCUUCUCCCUCAAACUGGCUUCAUCUGCUGUGCCAGUCUCUCCCUUCUCAGUGCUGAGUCAGCCGGGCCCUUCUCCAGUACCUAGCCAGAGACUUCAUAGCCCCAGCCCUGCCAUCCUUAAUUUCACUCUGCAAAACAUGGGCCUCAUUCGCAGUGGCAGCCCAGGCAGGCCUUCUGCCUCCGCGCCGUCUGAGCAAAUGAAUGGCAGCCCUGCCCAGCUUGGCUUCCAGCAGAGAGGCAUGAUCUUUGUCAAGCCCAUGUCACCUGUGCCCCUCCAGCAGCAGACCGGACAGCCCCUCGCCCUGUUCAACUUACAGCAGCCUCUGAUAGCAACUCCCAAGGGAACCCAGCCCAUCCACCACAGCUUUUUCCAUACCCCAGUAUCUACCCUCUCCCCCCUUGCCACGGUGGUGACCUCCUCGAGCAACACGGGCUCCAGGAAUGUUUACAUCCCACAGCGGAAACUUGACAUUGCCACCGAGGACAACUGUAGAGGUGGCCCAGAGAACCUUAUGCUGCUAAAUGACUUUUGCUGAUGAGUCACUGUGCAUUAAGAGCUGUGUCCCUGUAUUGUUUGACCAGUAUAUUGCCUGUGCUGUAAUUUUUCCAUUGAAAGGUCCCAGACAUUUAUCAUUUGGACAUCAACACACUGCAGGACAGCUUGCAACUUCAUUGAGCAUGCUGAUCGCAUAAACGAGAUUAGAGUGUUUCAUAUAAUGACCCUCAGUUCCAAAUAUAUAUCAAUCAGUUAUGAGUAAGGUGCCAAAAAUAAAGGGCUUUGUGAAAUGACAGCUGGGAUCCUCAUGCAAUUUACUGAGGUACUGUAUGUAUCUAAGGGCACCACUAAAUCCAGGAACUGACUCUGGUCUUUAAGUCAGUACAUAAGUAAACUAAAGAACACAAAUAACACUUGAAAUUGGUUAAAGUGUAAUUGGGUUUGGUGGGUAAACUAUAUGUAAUUUGUAGACUGAAAUUGAAAAUGUUUUAUUUUUGAAAAUGACAAGAGUUAAGUAUUCUAGAUAAGAGGAAAGCUAAAUUCCUCUAUUUAAUGUUUAAGUGCCAUAAAAAGGUGUCUGGGGAGUGCAGGACCUGUAUGUUGUAUGUGUGAAUGAGUUGAUGGAUGAAUCAUUUUGGAAUCUGCAUGUUUUACAGAAGAACUAAAGAAGGCUGAAUUGUAUAAUAAAAAUGGAUGUAUGUUUUGA
This is a messenger RNA of Paramormyrops kingsleyae, 3938 nucleotides long. RefSeq names its product E2F transcription factor 8 (gene e2f8). Gene Ontology annotation, cellular component: RNA polymerase II transcription regulator complex. Gene Ontology annotation, molecular function: DNA-binding transcription factor activity, RNA polymerase II-specific; RNA polymerase II cis-regulatory region sequence-specific DNA binding. Gene Ontology annotation, biological process: regulation of transcription by RNA polymerase II. Lineage: Eukaryota; Metazoa; Chordata; Actinopteri; Osteoglossiformes; Mormyridae. The record is from RefSeq and is a predicted model, not a curated record.